This is a messenger RNA of Zingiber officinale, 2160 nucleotides long. RefSeq names its product protein WEAK CHLOROPLAST MOVEMENT UNDER BLUE LIGHT 1-like. The coding region runs from base 1 to 2160 and encodes 719 amino acids. The record is from RefSeq and is a predicted model, not a curated record. NCBI's taxonomy places the organism in Eukaryota, Viridiplantae, Streptophyta, Magnoliopsida, Zingiberales, Zingiberaceae. The transcript is spliced from 2 exons.
AUGGCGCAAGCAAACAGCAAUGGAGAAAGCUCCUGCCCUUCUAUUUUUUCUUCAUCGCCAGAUAGUUCUUCCAGCCCUUCAUCGUCUCCAUUGCCUGCAAUCUUCAAGAACGAAGACGGUGAUCAGCGCCCGAAAGGACUGCAAAUGGACGACACAUUCUUUCUUAAUGAUACUCAAGUGCUCCAUGAUCAUUUAAUCCAACUCGAAGUUGCCAAACAAGGGGAAUCAGAACUCGAUGGCCAGAUUUUGUUGCUCCCUAAUCUUGCCGAUAAUUCAGAAUCGAAGAAGAGUCUUCCUGAGCCACCUUCAUUCAAUGAGUCGAAGAAUGAUGGCGCGAAGAAAGAAGACGACAGGGUCAACAGAGUGCUCGUUGAUACAGCUGCACCUUUUGAAUCGGUUAGAGCAGCCGUCACAAAGUUCAGAGGGAUUGUAGAUUGCAAAGCCGAAGAGACACUGUCCAUAGAAAAUUCGCAGAAGCAAAGGCAGGCUCAACUCGAACUCAAGAAAGUACAAGAAGAAAUUGUCAAGUACCAAAAGAGAUUUCAAGAUGAAGAAACGGCUACGGGGCAAGUUCUGGAGGAGCUCGAUUACUUCAAAGGGCAUGCUGAAGAGCUGAACCUUCGGCUGGAGAGAGCAGAAACCCUAAAUGAACAGGCAAAGCAGGACUCUGCGCUUGCUGAUCUGAGGCUGAGAGAAGUAGUGCAAGGAAUUGCAAACGGUGCAAGCCUCGCGUCCAGAGCGCAGCUGGACGUGGCCAACGAGAGAUAUGCGAGUGCUGUCGCAGAGCUGAAAUCGGUAACAGAAGAGUUGGAGCCCAAGCGAGUCGCAUAUGUUUCAUUGCUUCGAGAAAGAGACGUUGCAGUUGAGAAAGUUGCAGAUUCUUUUGCUGCGACGAAAGAGAUUGAGCUGACCGUCCAGGAACUGACUCUCAAGCUGAUUUCAAGCAAGGAGUUGCUUGAAUCAGCUCAUGCCACGCAUCUCCACGCGGCAGAUCAAACAAUUAUUGCAGCACUGACACUGGAUAUUGAAAAAUUGAUGUGGCACAAUUUGCUCAAGCAUGCAGAAGAAGAAUUACAGCAGGUUCAUGAACAGAUGCUAUUGACAAACGAUGCGAAGUCAGAAUUAUGUAGAGCUUCGACGGUUUUACUUAAUCUAAAAGCUGAGCUAGUUUCACUGGAUUAUGCUACGAUGGAGAUUGAAGAAGUGAGGAGCCACAUUGAGAAAUCGACGGAUAGUGUUGACAGCAUUAAGAUUCAGCUCUCUUCACUUCAAUGUGACUUGGACAGGGAAAUGGCAGCCUUGAGAGCCGUGAGACAGAGGGAAGACUCUCAAUCUGCGUCCAUCUCAUCCCUCGAAGCCCAACUUUACAGGAUGAACCUUGAAUUGGAAUUGGUUCAGAAAAGAGAGGGUGCCAUAAAGAAGAAGUUGACUGGCGAGAAGCAAGCUAAACUGCAAGAAGCAUCUGAAGAGGCCGAGAAAGCUAAAGAACUAGUUAAUACGGCGUGCGAGGAGCUAAGCAAGGCCAAGGAAGAAGCUUUGCAAGCCAAAGCAGAAGCCACUGCAAUGGAGCUGAAACUGACUGCUGCUCUGAAGGAGAUUGAGGCAGCCAAAGCGUGGCAGGCGUUGGCUAACUCAGAAGUCAAAUCCCUGCAAGCAAGCAGAGAGGACUCCAAUGGAGUGGCAUUGCCUUUCGAGGAGUACAGUGCACUCAUCGAGAAGGCCAAGGAAGCAGAGGAACAAGCGAAGGAGAGAAUCACUCCGCCUAUUAAGCAAAUGGAGGCAGCGAAGGAGUCCGAGUCAAGAAGCUUAGAGAAACUGGAGAAGGCAAAGGAAACGUUGGAGGGAAAGAAGAAGGAGCUGAGGGCCGCCAUGGAGAGGCUCGAGAAGGCCGAGGAAGAGAGGCAGGCCGAGGAAGAGAAGCUUCUGAUGGAGCAGGAGCUAGACAAACCGAAUGACGAGCAAAAGCAAGGAAGCUUCGAUGUCGGAGAGAAGUCUGGAAAGUUUUCGUGUGAAGUAGGCGGUGAGAGCUCGACAGAGAGCCCCAGGGGAGUUAUGGAGCGUGCCAUUUCUACGGAGCCUGAGCCGAGACGGAGGAAGAGGAUGUUCUUUGCAAGGAUUGUCACGUUUCUGGCGAGGAAGAAGGUCCAGUCGCUCAAGUAG